AUGCCUCGCUCAAGCACAGUUGCCGCCAGAUGUGCAGCGCUAAACACAUCAAUAGCUCAGGCAAGCACCUCUGUCAUUCCGGUUAUCAGCAGCUUUGCGAGACAGGUUCGCGAAGCCAGGACUGACCUCAACGCUAUAAACAAUGAUCUACAAAUCAUUAGAACUGGUCUCGGUGUUGCGCAAGAUGACUUCUCGACUUUCGGUUCCAAGCUACCAACCGCGCUUGUCGACGCAUUCACACAAGUCCUAGACUCUAGUGAUGACACGAGCGAGCGUUUGCACAAGACCUUUCUGAAGUUGUCAUGCAGCACCUGCCCAAAGGAAGAUUGGCAGACACUCAAAGAGAGCGCUCUCGCUAUCCUAUGUCAGGACCUUGAAGCUUCAAGGAUCGUGCUUGACCUCGCUGUUGACUAUCUUUCAUUAUUUGGUCGUACUGACACAACUGACUUGCUCGACUCACUCAUGGAAAGCUAUGUCAGUGGGCUCACAGAGUCGACCAACGAACUCUUGAAACGUACUGAUAUGGAAGAGAUCCAUGUCAACCAACUCGCCAGGGAAAGGCUCAAGUCGUUACUUCAGGCAGUCCGUCUACUUCGAUUAUGCAUCACAGCUCUGGUCAAAGAGGGAGCUUCGCCAAUAUCACGGGCUUCUGACCUCGAAAAAAAGACAACAACACCAAGACCUGAUUCCCUGGAACCCGUGCUGGGCGAAUUACGCCGCAGUGGCAUUGACAGUGGGAGGAACGGUCCCUUGCAACAAUCGGUAGCAACCAAGUCCUCGUCCAAGCCUUCAGACAAAGGCAUUGGGGCUUGGCUUGCAGAUGUCCCUUGCCACCAAGACGCUCAGCCGUUGACGCACUCGUUGAUCAUCAGAGUCACAAAUGACAGGUCACAUUUCAGAGCGACAUCCCAUGGCUCACAUGGCAAACUGGCCGCCUCCAGUGGUACGUUCUACACCGAAGACGGUCUAUCAUCAAGCCGCACUCUGGUCGCACCUGAGUCAAGAGAGUCACGAAUCAGGAAAUCACACAGCUGGUGCUCAGAAACAUCUACUCGGCUUGACGUGAAGAUGAAGGCAAGAGCGAAGACGAGACUGGCUGAAGAGUACUCACCUACGACUUUGUCAAGCUCAGACGUUUCCAUUUUCCACAAAAGAAUCACAUCAGACAAGAUCGCUGUAGCGAAGGGCAACAGGAAAUAUCUUGAUAUUGACUCACGUAUCGGUGUAGAUCGGAUUCUUGCAAACAUACCCUCGGGUGCAACCUCCGCCGAGGUCGAGCGCGUUCUCUGGGAGGGCGCAAACCCCAUGGUCACCCACCCUGAAUUUGGCUACUUCUUCAUCCGCGCCGCACAUGACAUGUCCUCCGAUAUCUUGCGCGUUCUGAUAGAGUAUGGCGCCGACAUCACCCGCACAUCGUCCACACAUUUCUACUCUGCGAUGCACGCCGCAGUUCUUGGUGGGCAGCUAGAGAUUGUGAAGAGCCUCACAUCCCUUGGUCAUUCGAUCGACGCCACCAAUAAUCUAGGUGAAACGCCACUCCACCUUGCUGCACGCAUGCGCGGCCCCACUACACGUGAGAUCGCGAAGUUCCUUGCAGACAAAGGGGCCGAUAUCAACCAUGAGGCGAACGAUGGGCAUACGCCACUGAAGAUGGCGCUCACAGCAAAGCACUUGACAGGUAUCGAAAGAAGUUUGAUGAUCGAGUUAUUGUUGAGCUAUGGUGCAGAGGGCGAAUUGAACCAAGGCCUGGAGGGGCGCAGGAGCAACUCCAAGGGACUGAAGAUCAUGGGCAUCACUUGA
This is a messenger RNA of Didymella exigua CBS 183.55, 1800 nucleotides long. RefSeq lists its product as uncharacterized. The record is from RefSeq and is a predicted model, not a curated record. Gene Ontology annotation, molecular function: protein binding. The transcript has 3 exons. NCBI's taxonomy places the organism in Eukaryota, Fungi, Ascomycota, Dothideomycetes, Pleosporales, Didymellaceae. The coding region runs from base 1 to 1800 and encodes 599 amino acids.